GUUUAAUUAUGGUUUUUGCUGUGGCUUUUGUAAUUUGUGUAUCAAAUGCUUAACAACAUUUAUUACACUCCGUUAGCAGUUUGAAAGCCAAUGUUUCAUACGGAGCACUGAAAUUUCUUUAAACAUCAGCGUUGCAUUUAAAUUUCAUUUGACCAAACCAAAACACUAGACUCUAUUCAAUUGGAGCCAACGCAUAAAGAUACCAACAAAAGGGAAUCCAGAAGAAUUGAACUUGUCGUCUGUCAUCGUUGUCAUCGUCGGGUGUGUGUAAACGCGGUCUGCGUCCAUCGCCUUUUUUUCAGCACAAGAUAUUCUCUAGCAAAAAUUCAAUGCUCGCAUUUUUCACCAAUUAAAUUAGUAAUUUUAUUCGUUAAACGUGUAUUUUGUGUAAUAUAAAUUGUGUAUAUGUAAACAAAAAUAGUGCUAGAAUUGAUGUAAUUACAAGAGACGCACAGACAUAGCAAAAAGUGGUAAUGUGAAGUACAUAUGUACAUACAUAAAUGUAGGAAAGGAAAAGCGUCUCUUAACUCUAAUCAAACAGAAAAAAGCCAAAUUUUUAAUAAAAAAAAAAUCUCAAUUAUAUUUAUUAGAAAAAACAACGAAGUCUGAAUUAAAAAAGUUAUAAACUCAAAUAAAUUACACGUAAAUGAGCGCACUUAAUAUAAGAAUAAUCUAGAUGAAGUCAUUGUGAAUUGCCAAUAAACAUUAAUAAUUGUGAAUUUUAUUUUAAGCACAAAUUAAUUAAAAAAAACAACAAUCGCUUUUAGUUGGGGAAAAAUAUAAAUAGAAAUAAAUCGCCAUACAGGGAUAGCAACAACAAGUAAAACAGCAUAUUUCAUAACGCUAAUAAAUAAAUAAAUACGAAUAAAAAAUAAGCAAAAACAAACAAAAACAAAAAAAAUGGAAGCAAUUGCCAAACACGACUUCGCAGCAACUGCCGAUGACGAAUUGAGUUUUCGCAAAAGCCAAAUUUUAAAGAUUUUAAAUAUGGAAGAUGAUUCCAAUUGGUAUCGUGCCGAAUUAGACAGUAAAGAGGGUCUUAUACCCAGUAAUUAUAUAGAAAUGAAAAAUCAUGACUGGUACUAUGGUCGCAUCACACGUGCCGAUGCUGAAAAAUUACUCUCAAAUAAACAUGAAGGUGCAUUUUUAAUUCGCAUUAGCGAAUCGAGUCCUGGGGAUUUCUCAUUAUCAGUCAAAUGCCCCGAUGGUGUGCAACAUUUUAAAGUUUUACGCGACGCACAGGGUAAAUUCUUCCUUUGGGUAGUUAAAUUUAACUCACUGAACGAACUUGUUGAAUAUCAUCGAACCGCAAGCGUAUCAAGAUCACAAGAUGUUAAAUUAAGAGAUAUGGUACACGAAGAGAUGCUCGUACAAGCAUUAUAUGAUUUUGUGCCACAAGAAUCUGGUGAAUUGGACUUUAGACGCGGCGAUGUCAUCACCGUUACAGAUCGUUCCGAUGAGAAUUGGUGGAAUGGUGAGAUUGGCAAUCGGAAAGGCAUCUUCCCAGCAACCUAUGUAACGCCAUAUCACACAUAAUAGAAUAGAAACUCAUAAUAAAUAAUAAUUAUAAUAAUAAAAAAAAAUAUAUUAAAAGCAAAAACAAGGAAAAUCAAGAAAAGAAGAAAUUACCAUUAAAAAAAAAACAAAAAGCAAAUAGUAAAAACAGCAGCAAAAAAAAAACAACAACCAAACACUGCACAUACAUACACACACAAAGGAAGAAAAAGGGUGAUCAAAAAAAAAAAAACAAUAAACGAACACACAAAACAAUGCGGGAAAAAACGAACCACCAACAACAACAAAGUUUUAGGCGAAAAACGAAGACACACUUUCCACCAAGCGAACCUAUUUCCAUAGAAAUUAUCACUAGCACUGCGACCAACAACAAGCGUGGAACUAGAAUAACAACAACAGAAACAACCACAUGUGACAUUUUCAAUAAAUCCUCAGAAUGUGUAUAUUUAGCGUAUUUAGUAUAUAUAUAUGUAAUAUGUAAUAAUUUGCAGAAUAAUAGCAAGGAGAUAUAUAUACAUAUGUAUAAUUUUGGUCAAUUCUUUUUUUUUUCUUGUGGGCGAGUGAGUGAGUUCUGAGUCACUCAGCGCAAAUAAUUAUUAGUUCUUUUUUUAUUUUUUAUUUUACACUAUCAACUCAGCCAAUCAAUUUAUGCUAUAUACAUUUACAUAUUUAUUUAUAGUACUAAAUACAUGCAUACAAUCAUAUAUACACAGCAUCUUUUAUUACAAAUACAGUAAAAACAUAAUUUUUUUACACAAACGCAUUUUAUGGUCAAUUUAGCGUUUCUAAAAAGUAAGAAAAAGAAAAUUGAAAUAAUAUUUAAAUUUAAAAUAGCAUUGUGUUGUAUUUGCUGAGACAGUUGCUGGUUCGUUUGUGAAAAUAUUGGUGCAUUUGCUAGAUUUUUUUUAUAGAUUUUGUAUGUAUGCUUCGCGUGCAAGUCGAUUUUUUAUAUGAUUGACAACAAAUAUGAGUAUGUAUAACUUGGCUUGUUUUUACCUAUGCCAUAAAAUAAAAUAAAAUUAAAAAAAAAA
Molecule: messenger RNA, 2546 nt
Organism: Ceratitis capitata (Mediterranean fruit fly)
Lineage: Eukaryota; Metazoa; Arthropoda; Insecta; Diptera; Tephritidae
Gene: drk
Product: protein enhancer of sevenless 2B
Exons: 6
Coding region: 901-1536 (211 amino acids)
Molecular function (GO): protein binding
Source: RefSeq, a predicted model, not a curated record